Uncinocarpus reesii 1704 is the source of this 888-nucleotide messenger RNA. RefSeq lists its product as uncharacterized. The transcript has 2 exons. The record is from RefSeq and is a predicted model, not a curated record. Gene Ontology annotation, cellular component: cytosol. Bases 1 to 888 code for a protein of 295 amino acids. Gene Ontology annotation, molecular function: aldose reductase (NADPH) activity. Lineage: Eukaryota; Fungi; Ascomycota; Eurotiomycetes; Onygenales; Onygenaceae.
AUGGCGGCAACCAAAUGGGACAGGCUUGCGCUUCGAGCCGCAAGCGCCGAAACUGCGUCUUCGAUUCCUGUUUUUCUUUACGGCACUGCCUGGAAAAAGGGACGAACCGCAGACUUGGUCUACCAGGCUCUUUGCAGCGGGUUUACUGCUGUCGACACUGCGGCGCAGCCAAAACACUACAGAGAAGACCUUGUGGGAGAGGGAAUUCAAACAAAGUACACUGCCGUUAGCGGCCAGAAUCCAGAUGAUAUGCCAUACGACCCUAAAUCUUCAAUUGCAGAGCAAGUGCACGCUUCGAUUAAAUCAUCUCUCAGGAACCUCCGGCCCUCCGAUGACCCAGACUCCGAAAGCAAAGCCUACCUUGACGCUCUCGUCCUACACUCCCCGCUUCCCAGCAUCGGACAGACAUUAGAAGCCUGGGCCGCGUUGGAAGAGUACGUACCCGAUAAGAUCCGACAUCUGGGCAUCUCCAACUGCCCAGCCUCCGUCCUCUCCGUUCUCCACGAAGCCGCCAAGGUGAAACCCGCCGUCGUACAAAAUCGGUUCUUUCGUAAGGGCAACUACGACAGGGAGGUGCGACGAUUCUGCAACGCAAACUCCAUCGUAUACCAGUCCUUUUGGACGCUAACUGCUAACCCGGACGUGGUUUUCUCGGCGCCUGUGGGAUUGUUGGCGAAUCAGCUUGGGAUUAGCCCGCAAGCUGCGAUGUAUUGUCUUGUGUUGAGCCUUGGGAACAUUGUGAUUUUAAACGGGACGACGAAGGAAGAGAGAAUGGUUGACGAUCUUCAGGCUCCAAAACAGGUUGAAGAGUUUGCAAUGAAACGCCCAGAUGCAUGGGAAAGGGUGCGGACGGCAUUCAAGGACUUUAUUGGCGAGUCGAAUAUGUGA